This is a messenger RNA of Harmonia axyridis, 775 nucleotides long. Its product is annotated as GILT-like protein 1. Bases 78 to 692 code for a protein of 204 amino acids. The transcript has 4 exons. Gene Ontology annotation, molecular function: oxidoreductase activity, acting on a sulfur group of donors, disulfide as acceptor. Lineage: Eukaryota; Metazoa; Arthropoda; Insecta; Coleoptera; Coccinellidae. The record is from RefSeq and is a predicted model, not a curated record.
GAUAAAAGUUUCAUGAUACUUUUCCAGUAGUUUGUAAGACAUACUGAUUGAAUCUGUGAAAAAGUUUGGGACAAGAAAUGAAGAGUGCAAAAUAUCUACUCGCAUUUAUUAUUAUCAUCAAAAUUGAUACCUCUUUGAGUCGAGUUAAAGUUGCUGUUUACUAUGAGACCAUGUGUCCUCAUAGUAUUAAUUUCGUAAGGAAUAAAUUCCAUCCCUAUUACAAGGUAUUGAAGGAUUACAUCCAGGUAGAAUGGAUUCCUUAUGGUAGAUCUAAUCAUACUCGUGUAAAUGGAAAAUGGCAGAUUCAAUGUAAAAAUGGCAAAGAUGAGUGCAAAUCCAACAAAUUCCAAGUUUGUGCUCUGGAGGAAGGCAGAAGUCAGGACAAAAAUGUAGAUUUCAUUACUUGUGUUUUGUCCUUGGGUUACCCAGGACAUACGAGAGGAAUUGAAGAUUGUGCCGAUAGGAACUCUUUCGACUGGGCAGCAAUAAUGGAAUGCUUCGAAAAUGGCAGAGGAGACGAGCUAAUGGCCAAAAUGGGACAAAAAACACGUCGAUUGGCACCUCGCUUGAAACAAGUUCCAACUAUAGUGUACAACGAUACCUUCGAUGGUCGGUUAUGUGAUUUGGCUCUGAAUGACUUCGUUAAGACUACUUGUUCCAUGAUAAUCGGUCAAAAACCUAGCAUAUGUUGAAGAUUAACUAUAUAAAAUAUCUUCUUAUUGAAGAAAAAUAAACGUGUCAAAUUUUUUAUCUUUAGUUACUUAUACAGAAUAGA